AUGUUAUUAAUGGAAUCAUAUAUGUGUUAUUGCUCGGUGCGUCUCGGGGUCGUUAUUGUUUCUGUUCUAAAUAUCAUCAGAGAGUUGGCUUCUAGUAUCACACUUUUUGUGUUGGGCGUCAAAAUUUUCGAACCUUUGAUCGAUUUGCUGGAGCACGACGCUGAGUAUAAAGACAAAAAGUGGGCUCGAAGGUUCAUCAGUUGGUGUGAAAACGAUCCCGGUAUCUUGACCGCAGUUGCUCACACAGUAUCUUAUGUCCACGUGCUGGCAGGCAUCUUAAGUAUUUAUGGUGCUAUUAAGUUACGGAAAUGGUUUCUACUACCCUUGGCAUUCUGCGAGUUUGUCUACUUUAUACAAAUUACGUUUCUUCAUAUCAUUCUGAUGAUUAUGCUCAAGAAGCAGAUUAACUUGGGCUUUCUCAUAAUUCUCACUCUGCUGGGCUGUUUCUAUAUAUUGUUUGUGGGCUACAAUGCCUGUGCCUGCGUGGCCAUGUUCCAGAUCAUCGGCCUGGUGAAGAGUGACCGCUACCGCGAGCUCUAUGGAGACGAUCCCUUCCAUCCGCUGGUCAUGAGGAGCACUCGCCCGAAGGAUGCAGCAAAGCCGCUCCACGUGCUGCGUAUGCACGACAUGCACGACACAAACAUCGACGAGGAGAAGCGACUGAGCAAACUGGGCCUGUGGCCACGUCGUCAGCCGCCGGUGGUUUCCGUCCUUCCCGUGCAGGCAUCGUAUCCACAACCUCCGCUGAAGUGGUGGCAGCAGCAGGCCCUGAGCACCGGAGAUGACCACCAGCCGGAUCCGUCCGUCUACCGCAACUGGCAGACCAAGGAGCUACUCAACGGAGUGGGCGGCGAUGUGCAGCGCAAGAGUGAGCUGAAUCGACGCUACGCCGAGAACCAGAUGCAUCGAUGGUACUGA
Molecule: messenger RNA, 918 nt
Organism: Drosophila santomea
Lineage: Eukaryota; Metazoa; Arthropoda; Insecta; Diptera; Drosophilidae
Exons: 5
Coding region: 1-918 (305 amino acids)
Source: RefSeq, a predicted model, not a curated record